Messenger RNA from Corylus avellana, 1043 nucleotides. RefSeq names its product small heat shock protein, chloroplastic. The record is from RefSeq and is a predicted model, not a curated record. Lineage: Eukaryota; Viridiplantae; Streptophyta; Magnoliopsida; Fagales; Betulaceae.
UCUACACUCCUCUCGAGUCUCCCCGGAUCUUUCCCCUUCUCCACGUCUUCCUCCUUCAUAUAAACCCCCAAGCCCCUCCUUUUCAAAACCCAGAAAAAAGCAGAUAACAAAACUCCAUAACUCUUCCUACAAUACCUGCAAUUCCUGCAAUGGCGUCCUCUAUUGCUAUCAGAAGGCUCACCGCCCCAACCCUCUUCGCCAGGCUCGUCAACCCAAGCCGCUCCGCUUCCAUGGCUCCCUCUCUUUCACGCUCUUUCAACACCAACGCCCAGCUCUCCGGCUUCGACGAGGACGAACGGUCCGUAGAUGUCGACCGCCGCUCCGACCGCUCCAUCGCUAACCGCCGUGGCCCCGGCUUCUUCUCUGAUGUGUUGGACCCAUUUUCUCGGACGAGGAGCCUGAGCCAAGUUCUGAACCUCAUGGACCAGUUCAUGGAGAACCCAUUUGUGGCAGCGUCACAAGGAUUGGGAGCCGGGUCGAUGCGAGGGUGGGAUGUGAAGGAGGACGAAAACGCUCUGUACAUUCGAAUGGACAUGCCCGGGGUGGGGAAAGAAAACGUGAAGGUGGGGGUGGAGCAGAGCACUCUGAUUAUUAAAGGUGAGGGGGAGAAAGAAGCGGAGGAGGGCGAGGAAGGAAUGAGAAGGUACUCAAGCAGGCUCGAUUUGCCUCCGAAUCUGUACAAGCUGGACGCGGUGAGGGCGGAGAUGAAGAAUGGGGUUCUGAAGGUGGUGGUGCCGAAGGUGAAGGAGGAGGAGAGGAAGGAUAUCUUCCAAGUGAAGGUUGAGUGAGUAAUGCUGUGAUGGUAGAGUGCUUGUGCUCUGUUUUUAAUGCUGUAAUGGGAGAGUGCUUGUGCUCUGUUUUGAGUCUUUUUGUGUUUUUUUUUUUUUUUUUUAAUGUUUUUUUUGGUCGGUUGUAACUUGGUCUAAGUGGGUAAAAUGUCAUUUUGGUGAAUAAAUAGGAGUCUUGUGAAGUUUUGUAAUUGACCCUUUAUAUGGCUCAAUUAUCAAUUAGCUGAUACUUAAGCAGAUGAUUUGAAAAAAAAG